CGGUCACUACGGCUAUUUGCUCUGCUAUAAGACAUGGAGUGAAGGACGACGACGAGCUGUAUCCGGACCAUCCGAACCAAACCAGACAACCGGCAUCAUGUUCACCCCGACGCGUGCGCUGCAAGUGUUGGCCUUUGCUGCGACAGGAGCAUACGCCCAAUACGUGUUCCCGGACUGCACCAGUGGACGGUUGAGCAAUGAGACCAUCUGCGAUCCUUCGGCGGCCCCACUAGCUCGUGCGAGAAACCUAGUAUCUCUCUACACCCUUGAGGAGAAGAUCAAUGCUACAAGCAGUGGCUCGCCAGGCGUUGCUCGUCUUGGUAUACCACCUUACCAGUGGUGGAACGAGGGUCUUCAUGGCAUUGCUGGCCCUUACACCAACUUCAGCGAUGAGGGAGAGUUUAGCUACUCCACCUCGUUCCCCCAGCCCAUCUUGAUGGGUGCGGCUUUCGACGAUGAACUCAUCACCGAAGUUGCAAAGGUCAUCUCGACCGAAGCGCGUGCCUUCAACAACGCGAACAGGACUGGUCUUGACUUCUGGACACCCAACAUCAACCCCUUCCGCGACCCUCGCUGGGGACGUGGACAGGAGACACCCGGUGAAGACUCCUACCAUCUUUCUUCCUACGUCCAGGCCUUGAUCCACGGGCUUCAGGGUGACGCGUCUGAUCCGUUCAAGCGUGUUGUUGCCACCUGCAAGCACUUUGCAGGUUAUGACGUUGAGGACUGGAAUGGAAACCUUCGCUACCAGAACGACGUGGAGAUCUCUCAGCAGGAUCUUGUUGAGUACUACCUUGUUCCAUUCCAGGCCUGUGUUCAAGCCAACGUGGGUGCUUUUAUGUGCAGCUACAACGCGGUAAACGGUGCACCACCAUGUGCCGACCCUUACUUGCUGCAGACUAUUCUCCGUGAGCACUGGGGUUGGACCAAUGAGGAGCAAUGGGUUACGUCCGACUGUGAUGCUGUUCAGAACGUUUACCUCCCCCACCAGUGGUCAUCAUCUCGUGGAGGCGCUGCUUACGACUCCCUGAAGGCCGGUACCGAUCUCACGUGCGGCACUUACAUGCAGGAGCACCUCCCUGCUGCCGUCCAGCAAGGUCUGCUCGACGAAGCUGUCCUUGAUCAGGCCCUUGUCCGUCAGUACUCUUCGCUCGUUCGUCUUGGAUACUUCGACUCUGCCGACAAGCAGCCAUACCGCCAGCUCGGUUUCGACGCAGUCGCCACCAAUGCUUCGCAGGCACUUGCGCGUAGAGCCGCUGCCGAGGGUAUCGUUCUGCUGAAGAAUGACGGUACGCUGCCGCUCUCUGUUGAUUCGUCUAUGUCAAUCGGUCUUUUCGGUGACUGGGCGAACGCAACCGAUCAGCUCCUUGGUAACUACGCCGGUGUUGCUACAUACCUUCACUCUCCUCUGUACGCUCUCGAGCAGCUCAAUGUUACCAUCAACUAUGCUGGUGGAAACCCCGGUGGCCAGGGCGACCCAACGACCAACCGUUGGUCCAACCUCUAUGGCGCGUAUUCUACCAGCGAUGUCCUAAUGUACGUCGGUGGCAUUGACAACAGUGUCGAGGCGGAAGAUGACGAUCGUACUUAUCUUACAUGGACUGGAGCUCAGCUUGAUGUUAUCAGCCUACUUGCCGACACCGGAAAGCCAGUCAUCGUUGUGGUCACUGGAGGAGGCCAAAUCGACAACACUCCUCUCGUCAACAACCCUAACAUCUCUGCCAUCCUGUGGGCCGGAUACCCCGGUCAGGACGGAGGUUCCGCCAUCAUCGACAUUGUCACCGGAAAGACUGCUCCCGCUGGACGUCUACCUACGACCCAGUAUCCCUCCAACUACAUCGCCCAGGUCUCCAUGAUGGACAUGAACAUGCGUCCCGGUGAGAACAACCCCGGUCGCACCUACAAGUGGUACAAUGGCUCCGCCGUCUAUGAGUUCGGUCACGGUCUGCACUACACGAACUUUUCCGCUGAAGUCACUACCGAGCUACAGCAGAGCUACGCCAUCUCUGCCCUCACGCAGAACUGCAACAGCACCGGAGGUUUCCUCGAGCGUUGCCCCUUCUUAUCUGUCGAUGUCGAGGUCUCCAACGACGGCGAUGUUAGCUCUGACUACGUCACUCUUGGCUACAUUGCUGGAGAGUUUGGUCCUGCUCCCCACCCCAAGAAGUCGCUCGUCUCUUACAAGCGUCUUCACAACAUUGCUGGAGGCUCUUCCGCUACUGCAACUCUCAACCUCACUCUCGCGUCUCUUGCUCGCGUUGACGAGAUGGGUAACAAGGUCCUGUACCCCGGUGACUACACCAUGAUGAUCGACAACCAUCCGCUUGCGAGCGUCAACUUUACCUUGACCGGAGAGCAAGCAAUGCUAGACAUGUGGCCUCAGCGUCCUAACCAGACUGCUCAGGGCGUUGAGUACGUUGGUGAUUACUGGUAUGGAGGUUACGGUAGCGAGUAUGGUGCUGAGCCUGCGGACUUCCAGAGCACCAUGUAAAUGAGCUUUCGUAUACCUAUAUAUACAUGAAAUGUAUGUAGCAAUCUAAUAAAUCAUUGCCAUCU
Molecule: messenger RNA, 2556 nt
Organism: Alternaria rosae
Lineage: Eukaryota; Fungi; Ascomycota; Dothideomycetes; Pleosporales; Pleosporaceae
Product: glycoside hydrolase superfamily
Exons: 3
Coding region: 98-2491 (797 amino acids)
Biological process (GO): xylan catabolic process; arabinan catabolic process
Cellular component (GO): plant-type cell wall
Molecular function (GO): xylan 1,4-beta-xylosidase activity; alpha-L-arabinofuranosidase activity
Source: RefSeq, a predicted model, not a curated record